Molecule: messenger RNA, 2171 nt
Organism: Diachasmimorpha longicaudata
Lineage: Eukaryota; Metazoa; Arthropoda; Insecta; Hymenoptera; Braconidae
Exons: 4
Coding region: 157-1329 (390 amino acids)
Biological process (GO): ubiquitin-dependent protein catabolic process via the multivesicular body sorting pathway
Cellular component (GO): ESCRT I complex
Molecular function (GO): ubiquitin binding
Source: RefSeq, a predicted model, not a curated record
CCUGUCAAAUAAUCCCGAGCUCAUGAAUGUCCAAAUGUUCAAACCCCACCUACUGUUAAAUCGUUGUGUUGUUAAUUAAUUAAGAAUAGUGUCCAAUGGUUUUGCCAGUGCAACAUUCCAUCUAACCUCCGAACGAGAGAAGGGAGGAUAACCAUAAUGUCGAGGUCAUCAUCCCAGUGUGACCAGGUGGCUUCAUACAUGGAUGGAGUUAACGUGAAGAUCGCUGAGGCCUACAAGCCACCGAGAAAAUUCGGACUGCCUGCUGCUUAUAAUAACAAGUUCCCUGAUGUUUCCAAGCUAACUUAUGAUUUUAGCUUGGAGAGAUCUGUUCUGGAAAAGGUGACAGAAUGGCGUAAAGCUAGACUAGCCAAUGCCGAGGCCCGAAAGGCGCGCCUUGAGAGGAGAAAAAAAAGGGAGAGUGAAUUGUCAAUGGCAUCUCCAGCCUCUCCAGAGGACACUAUGAUUCCACUGCCAGUUAAAGUGGCGCCCGCACCGGAGGCAACAAUUCUCACGCCUCAGCCUUUAUCCCCACCCCACAAUGAUCUACAUAACAUCGAUAUUAAUGUUAAAUAUAAUAGGCUUAAUUAUGAGGACUUUUAUAAUGACACAAGCAGUCCCUUCGAUAAUGUUGAACUGAAGACGAUCAAUGAUAUGGAGGAGCUGGCGCAAGUGCUGCAGUCUAAUACUCAAUGGACACCUGCACCUAAGAUUGAGACUAUUCUGAAGGAGUUGAGCAUUGAGGCGUGUCCGGAGGAGAAAAAGGACGAAGAAGAUAAGGCUGAUGAUGAUGAGACGAUACUAGGGGACGAGAAAUGUAGAAAUAUUUCCAUUAUUGUAGAAGAACUGCAAAGGACUCUGCAGGACAGACCCUGCGUGGAUAACUGGAAACCCUGGCCAGACCUGGAAAGCCCAGACCCCGAAACAACUCCGGAGGCGAAAAAGUCACCACUUACUGUCCAAACUCCCUCCACUCUACCCAAUCCCCUCCCAGAACUAUCUGAGCCCGACCAGCAGCUAGCUAAACAUCUCAGUGACAUGGGUUUUUCCCUGUCCAGAUCGGCGAGAGCAAUCAAGAAUCUGGGAAGUACAGAUAACAAAAGAGUCAUUGAGUAUCUGCUAGGCAUUCAAUCACUCGAAGAAUCGGGAAUGCCCGGGGAUGAGGCAGAGAAGGCAAUGGAUGCGGCCCAGCAUGAUCCUGAGAAGGCUAAAAAAUACCACGAAGACCUCUGCACGUUGAAGGAUCUUGGCUUCCCUGAGGACGAGGCCUCUAAGGCGCUAGUCAAAUGUGACAUUGACAGGGAUAAAGCUCUCGAUUUUCUCUGUGCGUAACUAAUUUUUAUAUAUUCUAAAUAAUAAAUUAUAGGUGAUGAGGUGAAGUCAUUGAAGCAGAGAGUGAUUUUAUUAUUUUUGUGCGCUGAAAACUCAUUGAGGAAUUACUGUGGAAGGAUAUUUUAGCCUGCGACUAUUUUUGGAACUGAUAGCUUCGAGGAGACUAAAGUUUUAUUGAAGAAAAUACAAAACCAAGAUUAUUCUUGAAAUAUAUCUACAGUUGUACAAUGUACAGCGAAAUGUUGGGGAUUCUGUUGUCUUCAAUAAUUUUCUGCAAAUUUCUUCUGUUAGCAAAUGCUGAAAGAAACGAAAUCUCCUCAAUUCCAAAUCCUCAAACGAUGUCUACGUUAUUUUACAAAAUAUCUAAACUAAGAAAAUGAAGGGAAACUCAAUUGACAGCACUGGCAGCUGUUAAGAUUUGCAUUUAAAAAAUAACUUAUACAUUCUCCUCUAAACUUCAUCCAACAUAUUUGCGAAAAACACCCCCUUCCCACUUCUUCAUCAAAAAUAGAACUAAAAACUAGAAAUGAUAUAUUUUUUAUAAUUGAAUAAAAUUCAUUUGACGUUCAAUUGUUGCAAUUAUCUUUCGAAGAUAUUCCACUAGAAAUAAAUUACAAAAAAAAUAAUUUUCGAAAAAGAAAAUGAAUAUUUUAAACAUCGUUCUGAGUUUGUUACAAUUUAUUGAAUUUUCUUGAACAUGGAAGGACGAUGAUUUCCUCAGCAAUUUCAAUAAAUACAUAAGUUGAUUAGUCUCUAAGGCUGAAACGAUAACAUCGCUUUGCAUUUGUACAUUUUGGUGACAAUCUUGUAUAUAAAUAAAUUCCUAAACAUUUAAAAAUCAA